Molecule: messenger RNA, 1902 nt
Organism: Trichoderma aggressivum f. europaeum
Lineage: Eukaryota; Fungi; Ascomycota; Sordariomycetes; Hypocreales; Hypocreaceae
Exons: 3
Coding region: 1-1902 (633 amino acids)
Biological process (GO): protein dephosphorylation; regulation of exit from mitosis; microtubule cytoskeleton organization
Cellular component (GO): cytoplasm; nucleolus; spindle pole
Molecular function (GO): protein serine/threonine phosphatase activity; protein tyrosine/serine/threonine phosphatase activity; protein tyrosine phosphatase activity
Source: RefSeq, a predicted model, not a curated record
AUGGCUCCUUCUACGAGACACUCCCAGAAUCUGGGCCAUGUCGUUGAAUACAUUCCAGACCGACUCUAUCUGGGCGCCUAUGUGCACCCUCCGACUCCCGAUACGCCGCUCCCCGGCACCGAAUCCCCAAGGAAGCGAGCGUCGCGAUAUGCGGACGGAGCUGCCCCGGCACCUCUGGUAACCAACCGAAACCCUCCCUGCUACUUCACAGUCGACGACACUCUUCUGUACAACGCCUUUCACCACGACUUUGGUCCUCUGCACAUUGGCCAUCUCUACCGCUUUGCCAUCAAGUUCCACGAUAUCCUGGGCGCCAAGGAGAACCGAGACCGACCCAUUGUCUUUUACAGUGCUGCUGAUCCGAGGAGUCGCGCAAAUGCUGCCUGUAUGCUGGCUUGCUAUAUGGUUCUGAUUCAGAACUGGCCGCCUCACUUGGCCCUGGCCCCGAUUGCUCAGAUUGACCCUCCGUUGAUGCCCUUCCGAGAUGCCGGCUACAGCCAGGCAGACUACGGCAUCAGCGUCCAGGAUGUGGUAUAUGGUGUCUGGAAGGCCAAGGAAGAAAAGUGCUGCGACCUGGAUAACUUUGACUUGGACCAGUAUGAGAUGUAUGAGCGAGUCGAGCAUGGCGACUUCAACUGGGUCACGCCCAACUUUCUUGCCUUUGCCUCCCCUCAACACACGCCAGUGGCCAAGAUUACUGAGGACUCCGACCUGUAUCCUCUGCUUCCCAGGGACGUGGCCGCGGUCGAGGAUCACCCGCUUCUUCCCCAGCCCUUCAAGAAUGUGCUCUCGCACUUUACUGAGCGUAACAUUGGCUUGGUCGUCCGAUUGAACUCGCCCCUCUACUCCCCAUCCUACUUUGAGGCGCUGGGAAUCCAGCAUGUUGACAUGAUUUUCGAUGAUGGAACCUGCCCUCCGCUUUCCAUGGUUCGCAAGUUCAUUCGCAUGGCUCACGAGACCAUCACUGUCAAGAAGAGAGGCGUGGCUGUUCACUGCAAGGCUGGCCUUGGCCGAACCGGCUGCCUCAUUGGCGCCUACCUGAUCUACCGCCACGGCUUCACUGCCAACGAAGUCAUCUCUUUCAUGCGCUUCAUGAGACCUGGUAUGGUUGUUGGACCUCAGCAGCACUGGCUGCACCUCAACCAGGGAACAUUCCGAGAGUGGUGGAUCGAGGAGCGUAUUGAGCGAAAGCUCAGGAGAGAGCUUGCUGCUGCUGCCGCCGCCGCCGGUCAUCCGGCACCCCAGACGCCCAUGCGAGCCGUCAAGUCUGCGCGUAACGGCCAGACAGUGACACCCUCUAACCGGAGCCCAUCCGGCCGCACUCCCCUUAGUGAGGUGGACCAAGAUCGCGGCAAUGUCGGAGUUCACGAAGAUUAUUUACCGGCGCCAACGCCAGGUCAGCCGCGAAAGGCGGCGCGCGAUCGGCGCAAUCAUCAUCACAGAUCGGACGCUUUUCACGCGGCAGCGGAGGAGCAACUCUUCGAACAGCAGCAACAUAAACAGGAGGAAGUAACAGCACCACCAUCGCCACAGCGCCGUUCACAGCCCCCAGACUCGGACGAGGAGCAGCACUUGCGGAUGCGAAAGCAGCGCAAAGCGACCCAAUCAUCUAAUCGGAGCGAGAAAGCUCAAGUGGCAAGCCAGAACACGAGCCCCUAUGUCAUUGACAAUGACGCUUCAUUCGAUGCUGAGAAUAUUGGUUCCGUAAAACCCAAAUCUGCCGAGAGGGUCCCCAGCCAGCCUGGCACACUCGCCAAAGUCCGGAAUCGGCGGCAAGCUGCGGAUUCACCCUUGAGAUCCAAGGAAUCUGCUGGUGUUCGCAAGACGAGUGGCCGUGUCGGUAGUGCUGGUGUGGGCGCGGCGGUAUCUUCCACUGGCCGCAGAGUCUCGGGCACGACGUAG